This is a messenger RNA of Anopheles stephensi (Asian malaria mosquito), 5945 nucleotides long. RefSeq names its product serine/threonine-protein kinase D3 (gene PKD). Bases 1124 to 3892 code for a protein of 922 amino acids. Lineage: Eukaryota; Metazoa; Arthropoda; Insecta; Diptera; Culicidae. Gene Ontology annotation, molecular function: ATP binding; protein serine/threonine kinase activity. Gene Ontology annotation, biological process: protein phosphorylation. The record is from RefSeq and is a predicted model, not a curated record. The transcript has 9 exons.
ACGCACACUCGAACACAUGCGUAUAUGUGUGCCAACCGUUUGGUCGAAAACAUUCCACCAAACCUCCCGGGUCGUCAGUUGGAGCAGUUGGCGUAAGUACGGGAGCGUGGAGUCAUCACGCACAUCACUCCUCCACGUACACAGCGCGUUCCGGUUUUUAUUGUUUGAAGAUCUUUUACUUUUGUACUCUCUGCGUCAAAGUCAGUCCUCGAGUCGCGGUAGUCGUAUUAGCGGGUAACUUUUUUCGGUGCAGCAACCAACCCAGCAGCAUCCCCAGCAUCCAGUGAAUCUCCAGCUCCAGGUUGGUGUGAAGGUCCAGCGAGAGAACGAGUGGAGCGGGCAGUGUUGGCAACGAGAUACGCAAAAAACGCACUGGACCGAUUGACGUUUCGGGGCAGCUCCAAAACACGCACACAUACAACACAGGGAGGCUUCUACGUAGAACGGUUUUUGGGGCGAUGUACCUGGCGGACCGAUGCUAACCAUUGGAAACGUUCAGUGACACAGAUAAAAAAUAAACGCAGUACCUUGGGCGACGCGUAGAAAAGAAAGGGCACGUCGCACAUUCCGGGCUGGCGGUAAAGAAAACCGCACCGCCAGAGUAGCGAGAGAGAGAGUGUGUGUGUGUGUGUGUGACCUAGUGUGCAGUGUGACACACGGCAGCCAGUACACAGGUGUGCAGGCUUCAGAGUAGGUGUAACGUGGUGUUGCGGCCCCGAGACACAGAUAUAUGGCUGCACCGUUGGCCGUGUUGAGGUGCACGGCGCAGUCCACGGACAGGACCAACCGACGUCUUCCCGAUCUUCGCCCAGUGUUACCGCGCUUACCUCAUCAUCUUCGUUGCCCGGGAAACGGUAGUGGUGGUGGUGGUGGUAGUGGUGGUAGUGGAGGUAGUAGCAAUCUUCGAAAGUCACCGUCAGGUGCCUCCCAAUACCUGCGCGCCAUCCCAAUAACGUCAUCCGUCCCUCGUGUGGUGGAGGACGCUGGAGUCGAACAGUGUCAUAGCUACGGCCAGACGCGGCAGCUUCCCGGGCAAGGACGCCUACCGAGUGAGCGUGCAAUAAUCGUGUACUAAGCCUGCCACGCCAAAAAACAAAACACCAAUCCACCGCUCCUGUCCAAAAUGGCCGGUGACGACAUUACCUUCAUCUUCCAGUUUGGGAAUCUGCGCGACAUCACCACGGUCGAGACGAGCGCCCUCACGCUCAAAACACUCAAAGAGCUGGCCUGUGACUUUAUCAACAGUAAGAUCCCGGAGAAUGGUUUAAAUCGACUCCCGGAACGGUUGCUGCUCUUCCGCCACGAUUACGAAUCUCACAACGUGCUGCAGAUGGUGACGUCCGCCUCCGACAUUGUCGACGAAACGUUGGUGGAGAUCGUGCUCACUGCCAACCAAACGCUACUACCGCCCGCCAGCACUGGGCCGGCCCUUCACCGGAACAAUGUCCCGAUCGCUCAAGAGGACAUACCGCUCGUGCGGCCCCACGCACUUAACGUACACUCGUACAAAGCGCCCACCUUCUGCGACUUUUGUGGCGAGAUGCUGUUCGGGCUGGUACGCCAGGGGCUGAAGUGUGACGGGUGCGGGCUCAACUAUCACAAGCGGUGUGCGAUCAAAGUGCCAAACAACUGUAGCCGGGUGGAGCAUACCGGUGUGCUGCAGCAGUCCCACUCGCACCAGAACCAGCAGCACAGUAACGGCAGCAGCAACACCGGUGGCAGUGGCCGUCGGUCCGGUUCGGCCGGUGGUGGACUGCUGUCGUCGAUGACGGCGGCUGUCAUGCCGGCCCGCAGCCCAUCGGGCGGCUCCAGCAACUCGCUAGCGUCGGACGAAACGGCCGGCGCCGGAACAAUGCUGUCCACCACCAUUCGCCAAAGUCGUUCGCCCUCGCUGACAAGCCGUGGAGCUGUCGGUGGCCACCCGAUCAAGAUCCCGCACAGCUUCUCGAUCCACACCUAUACCCGUCCGACCGUGUGUCAGUACUGCAAGAAGCUGCUCCGGGGCCUGUUCAAGCAGGGCGUCCAGUGUCGCGACUGUCACUACAAUGCGCACAAAAAGUGUAUCGAAAAGGUACCGAAGGAUUGUACGGGUGAAAACACACAGCCGGUCGAUACGCAUGACGAUCGCAGUCUGUCCAGUGAUCGGGAGCUACUGUACAAAGACGACCCCGAAGACGAGAGUGACUUUGAUGACAAUCCGUUCGGGCAAGCAACGAGACGGUCCGGCGGUGUAGGUGGGGUCGGUAGUGCAACGGGUUGUGGUACCCCGAUGAAGGAAGGUACCGGCAAGCAGUCACCGUCCGGUGGGGAAGGUUCGCCGGGGAAGAUGAACGGUGGCAACACCGUCCCCGCACCGGCCUACCACUUGCUGGACGAUUCGGACGAUAAUCGGCUGGAGGUGAUCUGUGAGCAGUCGCGCCAGUCGUCGAGCAAUUCGUCCUCCUCGCCGAGCGCAAACAUUCCACUGAUGCGAAUCGUACAGUCGGUCAAGCACACGAAGCGUCGGGACGGGCGUGCAAUGAAGGAGGGCUGGCUGGUACACUUCACCAGCAAGGAGAAAACGAUCAAGCGCCACUACUGGCGGCUCGACUCGAAGGCAAUCACACUGUUCGUGUCGGACCAGGGCAGCAAGUACUACAAGGAGAUACCGCUGAACGAGAUUGUCGCCGUGGAGGCCGCCCGAACACUCCAGGGUGAGGUGUUGCAUUGCUUCGAGAUACGCACGGCGACGGUUGACUAUUAUGUUGGGCAGGACCCGCUGUACAACAUGAAGCAUCACACCGAUCCCGUACUGGCGUUACCACCUCCAGACAGUGGAGUCGGUGCCUAUCUUGCGAAAAGUUGGGAAACAGCUAUCCGACAAGCACUGAUGCCGGUACAGACGGGAUCGAGUCGAUCCGAAGCACACGGUACGGGUGGUGGUCCUAGCGAACCGGAAGAGCGCGUCACCGACAUGAGCCAGCUGUAUCAGAUCUUCCCAGACGAAGUGCUCGGAUCCGGACAGUUCGGGAUCGUGUACGGUGGUGUGCACCGGAAGACGCACCGUGCCGUUGCCAUCAAGGUGAUCGACAAACUACGCUUCCCGACCAAGCAAGAGGCACAGCUGAAGAAUGAGGUCGCGAUACUGCAGAACCUGUCACACGCCGGAGUCGUUAAUCUGGAGCGUAUGUUCGAAACACCGGAGCGAAUCUUCGUCGUGAUGGAGAAGCUAAAGGGCGACAUGCUGGAGAUGAUACUGUCCCAUCAGAACGGUCGGCUAAACGAGCGCGUCACCAAGUUUCUUAUCACACAGAUACUCGUGGCGCUCAAGUACCUGCACAGCCGUAACAUCGUGCAUUGUGACCUAAAGCCGGAAAAUGUGCUGCUCUCGUCGGACAACGAGUUUCCGCAGGUGAAGUUGUGCGAUUUCGGAUUUGCUCGCAUCAUCGGGGAGAAAUCUUUCCGUCGAUCAGUCGUCGGUACUCCUGCCUACUUGGCCCCAGAAGUACUACGCAACAAGGGCUACAACCGAUCGCUGGAUAUGUGGAGCGUGGGCGUCAUCAUCUACGUCAGCCUGAGCGGUACCUUCCCCUUCAACGAGGAUGAGGACAUUAACGAUCAAAUACAGAACGCCGCCUUCAUGUACCCGCCGAACCCGUGGAAGGAGAUCUCCUCCGAUGCAAUUGAUCUGAUCAACAAUCUGCUACAAGUGAAGCAGCGCAAACGGUUCACGGUGGACAAAAGCCUUCUGCACUGCUGGCUCCAGGACCUGCAGACUUGGAACGAUCUGCGUGCACUCGAGUCGCAGGUAGGCCUACGCUAUCUGACACACGAGUCGGACGAUGCACGAUGGGCUGUGACGGCCGGCAGCACUGGUGGCAGUGGCGGUGGUGGUGGUGGUGGUGGUCCAUGACCCGUCGCCUCGGACGGUCCAGCCGGAGGACGGCUGUCCUCGCUACCCUUCAUCCAGGAGUCGUCAACACCGCCCGCAGAUGAACCGGCAACCUCGACAGCGGCCGUCCCAUCCAUCUCCCGGCUCGCGUCCGACUACUGUGUGGGGGGUGCCAGUGGCAAAUCGUACGGCCAUUCCCAUCAACCCUCCGUACUGUUUCAUGACUUCCGCGGCAAAGCGUACCGGUGGGUGCGUGGCCGGUUCUGCCGGUUUGUGAAGGCCUAAAUCGAUCAGGAACGCGCAUUCUUUUCGAUGCUCCCUUUAAAACCUUGGUGACGAUCUGAUAUUUUGUUUUACACGAAACCAACUCGAAAUCUCGUACCCGCUUAAUCUCUGUCCGUCGAUAAGGGUUGAUUUUAGAUUUAUAUAUAUACACAAAACACGUACACAGACACAUUGUUACACGAAUAUUGACACACAUUUUUUCGAUAUUAUCGCAUAGGGUUUAACGAUCUACUAGUGAGUUUUGAGGUUAUGAUUUGCUUUAUACUUAAAUUGAAUUGUUCCGGACCUUUACCCGGAACUGGGAGUUCUUAGCUGUUUAUCAAACUGUUUAAGAAAUUGUCGUUCAUUCGAACGACUCCACGGAACAUCGGCGCAGUAGCACCAACCUUAGCACUAGUUAAGUGGUUAAGUUUGUUACAUUGUACAUUCUACACAAACUGCUUCUCCUUGUUCGGUGGACCGUCCGGUGGAAGUCCACACGAUAAUGCUUCCACGUUAGAAUAAUGUUUUGUUAUUGGAAUUGAAUUCAGGUGCUGGACACACCGUUGAACUCUCCCCACAAAACAAUCAAGAUGGCGUCCAGCUCCAGUUUAGCUACUUACCGUUUACUUUACUUGAUGUUCACUAGUGACUAGGGCGUGAAGGUUUGAUAAGUUUGCCGGCUUGAGGAGUUUUGUUUGUUUAGAAUAGUAGACACGUGCUUCGAAUUACACGCUGCGUUCCAAAUUGUUACAUUCGGUUCCAGGUUUCCCGAAUAUACAUUCCUGUUUUUUUUUUUUGUUUCUCAUAUCUCCGGACAGCUGGUUGUCGCCCAGAGAGCGUUCAAGCGCGCUCUCGUCUUUCAUUCCUAGAGUUUUCUUCAACAAACAACAGCAACAAACCGUACAACACAACUUAAGAAUCGAAACCCUUAUCCGCCAUCUUUGCAAUCGCUAGUGAGAUCAUCGUUAGCGAUGAAACCAAACUUUUCAAGUGCCUAUAUAAACGUGCGCGAUCGGUCGUCGGUAAAUCGCGUCGGUGUCGGAGGUUUCUAUUCUGCUGCAGUUAUUAUACUCUGCCCAAAAUCAAUCAAAAAUCGAGAAGAUGGAGGAAACAACAAAAGGCUGUCCUUCUGAGACAGCAUCUGGAUCUGAUUUUUUAAACUUUUUUUUUUUUUCGUUUAACUUCGUUUGCGUAGUUAUGCUUUGCGGUCUAUUUAUUUUAACUGCAAGCAACUGUCAGCUGCGUUUUGCAGCUUCCUGCCGCAUGCAUGUACAGAACCGCACCAAGAGUGGGUGUGUUGUGAAGGAGGGAAGUAGUGAAGUGAGAUGAAAAGUGUGAACGAGGCCGGACAGAAAACUGAAACCCCCCCGCUGGAAACUGCACUUUUGACUAUCGGUAGGCCCUGUUCAUUAAUAUAUACCUCACCUUACAAAUACACACAAAGCCAACAAACACACACAAGGGGCGUCUUUUCUAUCGCUUUUCAUGUACUUUAAGCUCUCGUAAUGCAAAAGACUAAAUAACUAAAUAAUAGUAAAAAAAAAAGAAAGUAAUUGUAAUAGAGAAAACAACAACACAUGGCACAAAGCGGGUUUUGGGAGUGUGAAGAAGAUACACAAAAAGCAAAAAACAAACAAGAGAUGGAAAGCAAGAUGGAACAAAGGAAAACGCAAUGAAAUCAGAACCAUAAACAUAAGUACAGCAAUUUUUAAAGAGAGAAAAAAACGAUCUAAACACUACAAGAUACUUAGUAAAAGAGCGUACUAAAGAAACAAAACGAAAAACAAAAAAUGCAAAAACAUGGUAA